GCGGGGCGGUCCCGCUGGGCGGGGCCUACCUGGGCGGGACCGCACCUGGAGCGGGCGGGUCGCGCAGUGCGGCGGCGGCCAUGGCGGGAGCGGCGCGGCGGGGCGGCCCCGGGGCCCGGGCUUGGACCCUGCGGCUGCUGCUCGCUGCGGCGGCCGUGGCCCUGGCAGGAGCUCAGGUCACCUCCGAGACCAAAGAAGUCCCUGAGCAUGAGACCGCCAACAUCCCCUGCUCAGCAUUUAAGUCCAGCUGGGGCAACCCCCGCAUCGAGUGGAAGUUCCAAAAAGGCUCCACGCUCGUGCUCUUCUACUACGGGGGGGAGCUGACAGAGCCGUACCGGGACCGGGUGACAUUCUCACCCACCAGCAUCCAGCUGAGCGUGGUGACACGCGAGGACACCGGCCGCUACAUCUGCGAGGUGGUGGGGUCCGGCAGCCAGAUCGCCAAGUCCGAGGUCAACCUCAUCGUCCAAGUGCCGCCGUCCACGCCGGUGGCCCAUGUCCCCAGCUCGGCCACCAUCGGCAGCCGCGCCGUCCUGCGCUGCAGCGAGACCGAGGGGUCCCCCCCGCCAACGUUCCGCUGGUACAAGGACGGGAUGGUGAUGCCUUCGGACCCCAAAUCCAGCCCCACCUUCCGCAACUCGUCCUACAGCCUGGACUCUGCCACCGGAGAGCUGGUGUUCGAGCCCCUCAGCGCCUUUGACAGCGGGGAGUAUCAUUGCGAGGCCACCAACAACGUGGGGCCCCCCCAGAAAUCCAGCGCCGUCCGCAUGGAAGCAAGCGAGGUCAAUGUGGGUGGCAUCGUGGCGGCGGUCGUGGUGCUGCUGAUGGUGCUGGGCCUGGCGGCCUUUGGCAUCUGGUUCGCCUACAGCCGCGGCUUCUUCAAGAGAAAAGACACCGGCAGCAAGAAGGUGAUUUACAGCCAACCCUCGCAGCGCAGCGACGGCGAGUUCAAGCAGACGUCGUCCUUCCUGGUGUGACCCCCACCCCGUGUAAAUGUCCCCAAUUCUGUCCCCAUUUCCCCCAUUUUAACGAUUAUUUUUUUAAGUCUCAGCCGGUGCCUUCGCAGCCCCUCAGGGGUUUAUUUUUAGGGGGGGGGUCUCAUGUUCCCCCCCCGUCCUGUCCCCUCCCCAGCAGGACAUGGGUUGUGACCCCGCGCUUGGGGACGUCACCAUGUCCCCAAGUGGGGGGACAGGUCUUGGGGGGGGGGGCUGGUGUCACCCUACCCCCCUCCCCAGCCAUGCUGGGUCCUACUGGUCCCAGUUGCCCCCCUGUACUGGGGGGGCAGCAGCUGCUGGAAAUAAACCGUGUCCUUGUA
Molecule: messenger RNA, 1315 nt
Organism: Columba livia (rock pigeon)
Lineage: Eukaryota; Metazoa; Chordata; Aves; Columbiformes; Columbidae
Gene: F11R
Product: F11 receptor
Exons: 10
Coding region: 81-977 (298 amino acids)
Biological process (GO): intestinal absorption; cell adhesion; regulation of membrane permeability
Cellular component (GO): bicellular tight junction
Source: RefSeq, a predicted model, not a curated record